CGAAAAGCAUCGAGUAUGUACUUAUAUUUACUCUUAUCGUUUCAUUCUUAACUACUUGUUAUUUUUCUAAUGGUAUUUCUGGGAUCAGUUGUGAAAAGUUUCCACAAAAUCUCUGAGAUGAAGUUGAAAUAUCCUAUAACACGCCGUGAUAAUUCGUAUGUCGAUUAUUUUCACGGUGUUACAGUUGAGGACGCUUAUCGGUGGCUAGAAGACCCUAGCUCAUCUGAAACGAAGAAUUUCAUUGAUGAGCAGAAUAUAAUUAGUAAAACUUUUAUUGAGGAAGGAGAGGAUAGAUCCCGUAUUGAAAAAAAGUUAACUAAAUUGUGGAAUUAUACCAAGUAUAGCUGUCCUACAAAACAUGGGGCGUAUUAUUAUUUUUACAUGAAUUCGGGGUUGCAAAAUCAGAAUGUUUUGUACCAACAGAAACGACUCGAGGAUCAACCUAUCGUUUUCUUAGAUCCUAACACCUGGUCUGAAGAUGGAACUAUUGCUUUAUCUCAAAAAUCUUUCUCUGAAGAUGGCAACUACAUGGCGUACGGAAUAAGUGAAAAUGGAUCUGACUGGCUAAAAAUUAAAAUACGCGAUGUUAAUUCGGGGUUGGACUUUGAGGAGUCUCUAGAAAAAGUAAAGUUUAGCGCAAUUUCCUGGACCAUUGAUAAUAAGGGAUUUUUUUACUCCCAAUAUGUUGAAAAUGAAAACUCUAUCGGCGCAGAAUUUAAACGAAAUGAGAAUCAAAAGCUAUAUUAUCAUAAUAUUGGAAAAAACCAAAGUGAAGAUAUCUUGGUUGCAGAAUUCCCCGAAGAACCAUCUUGGCGCAUACAAGCACUUGUGUCCGAUUGCGGCAGGUAUUUGAUAAUGCCUAUAGUUAAAGGUUGUCGUGACAAUCUCCUUUAUUAUAUUGAUCUAAGCGAGACAAAAAAUGUAAUAUCAUCCCUGAAGGUUAUCAAGGUGAUAGACGUGUUUGAAAAUGACUACGAGUACAUAACCAACGUGGGAUCAAAAAUGUAUCUUAGGACGAAUAAAAGCGCCCCCAACUACAGAAUUAUUGUUAUAGAUUUGGAAAAUCCCCUUGAAGAAUAUUGGCAAGCAAUAAUUCCAGUAAGUCUUUAAACAAAACAAGUAAUUUUUAAGCAAAAAAAUACGACCGGCUUCAGGGUCCAAUGAAUGGGAAUUAGCCAAAUUAUUAUAAAAAACGAAUUAUCGGAAACCGAUCACGUGGUAAAAUUUUAUGUGUAAACAUCUGUGUCCUGAACUAUUACCGAACUAAAACAGAAAAAGUCUUGAACAAGUCAAGAAAUGAUCCCGUGUUAUUCCGGAACUAGCCCCGAAAAAGUCCUGAACUAACAUUAACUUCAUUUCAUUUUAUUCAUUUUGCUGAUUUAUAUGUCAUUUAUUCAUUUUCAUUCUUACAACAAAACAUAAUUUUGACAUAAAUAAUCACCGAGGCGAAAAGCUCAGCGGCUUUAGUACCUUACAUGAAUUCGCCUUGCUAAAAUAGCUAAUUAGAUUUGUUUUCAUUUGCACUAUAUAUGUACAUUACACUGACCAGAAAAAAAUUAAAUGGCUUCUUUUUUGACGCUCUUGACUUUUUAGCUUCCUUAAUCGCUAAAAACUAUCCCCUGCAAAUUUGGGGGUAAAAAAUUAACAUUAAGAGGUCUGGCGUGUACGUUUUGUGCCUCCGACUCAAGUGCUUAAAAUUACUCAUCCUUUAAUCCGUGCGCACACGAAAUCCCUCACAAAAUUGAAUUUUUCUAAGGUCUUACAAUAUGUUUUCAAGGACGCUGAACAUGUUCGGCGAGACAAUUUUUCGAUUUGACCCUUACAUUUUGACAUAUUACGAACGCCUUUAAACAAAUCUAAUCGCGCUUCAAAAGUUGAUCAAAAGUUUAAAAGUUGAUGAGGAUUCGCAUAAUGUUACAUGACCACGGGGAAUAAAUACAAUUUCACAUGGAUUUAUUUUACAGUUUAUGCAGAUUUUGAGACUUUCAGAAUUCAGAACUCUUUGAAGAAGUGUUUGUGUUCGAAUUUUCCUUAAAAAACUCGAGCAAGUCCUUAUCCCAUUCUUCCUCAAUUUCAAUGUCCAAUUCGUCUUCUUCAUCGAUUUCAAAUGAAGUUUUCUCGAUUACCUUUUCUAAAGCCACCUUCGAUAAAAAUUGUUCGAUAUUUAUUUGGGACUCUAACGAUAACUUGGAUGCCUUAUCGAUUUCAGAAUCCCGUCGAAGAGUUUGGUUUGUUUCUUAACCGGUGGCUGAUAGCCAUCAUUUUUAACUCUCACCGACCGACCGAAUAACCGACAGUUCAUUCAACAUUUUUUAAAAAUAAAGCACAAAGGUAAAAAAUAACCUGAUAAGUCAUAAGAGUUCCUUUGACCGGUUUUAAACAACAGCUUCGAAAAUAUUCGAAAAUUGGCUACCUUAAUGUAAACAAAUUUCAAUUCAUCGCUUGUGCUACCAAAAUCUUAUAUCUUAUUAUUUUAUCUAUAUAUAAAUAGUCUGGGAUUUCGGAAUAUUGACCAUUUAUUUGACUAAUUUUGCACCGGACUUCCAGCUUUGACUCUAAAAUUUAAGAUAAAAAAAAAAAAUGGAGGUCAACAAUUUGCGCAGUGAGCGGCUCGUUUAAUAUACAACUAUCAUGGACAUAACUUCCAUGAAUCCAUGAAUCUGUGGAAGUAAAAUCAGACUUUACUUCCGUGACCAAAAGUCGAUCGAAGCGCAGUUUGGUAAUCGACCCUGAAACUGGAGAUCAAUUCAUACGUACAUUUAAUUUAAAAUAUUUUGAUGUAUUUGUAUAACUAGCACCAAAUAAAGUAAAA
Rhagoletis zephyria (snowberry fruit fly) is the source of this 2812-nucleotide messenger RNA. RefSeq names its product prolyl endopeptidase-like. The record is from RefSeq and is a predicted model, not a curated record. Gene Ontology annotation, molecular function: oligopeptidase activity; serine-type endopeptidase activity. Gene Ontology annotation, cellular component: cytosol. NCBI's taxonomy places the organism in Eukaryota, Metazoa, Arthropoda, Insecta, Diptera, Tephritidae.